AGUGUUAGUACUGUAUUUUUAUAAAAUUUCAUCACGCUAAAAUUCCAAUUAAAUAUAAGAUACAUUAGCUACUUUAAACAGACAGUAGCAUCAUAAUCGAUUUUACCACCCGUCAAUAAAAUUCUUGCCUUAAAAUAUGCUUUGCGAACAUAAAAAAAAUGUAAAUAUGUAUUCAGCCUUCAUAAGCAGUCAUAAAAUCCACCACAAAUUCAUUCCUGCACAUCAAUGUUCUACCACACAUAACUUCGUGCAUUAACAUGUAACAUUUUCCAUUACGAAGCUAAGUAAAUUACAAAAAUUAAUUCAACACUCACGCAAUACCUUGUUGAAAUCGAUAUUUUCGCACUAAACUUCACUAGUUGUCAGUCUUCAUCGCUCAGCGACAAUAAAAACAACUAGCUUUUUACCGUCCUCUAAAAACAAUUUAGGAUGGCGCAAGGUUUCAUCAAUCGAAGUGCAUUGACUAAAAGUUUAUCAAAUAUGAGCAUUGGAUUUUUAGGGCUACUGUACUUCAUCUUGUUCAAAUCUAUAGGAUUGCUUCCAUGGCACUUUAAUUACAUGAAGAUAUUUAAAUGGAACCCUGCUCUUUACUAUUACAAUUACGGAUUUUCCACAUCACUUCUAGGAACCUAUUGGAACGUACUCUACAGCCUUGGCUUAGCCUAUGUUGAUUACUGUUACAUGGUUUAUUUUCCGGAAAUACUGCCGAAGAAGAUUGGAGUAAUGAUAGUACGGGAACAGAAAUUAUUGCAGUGCGCUUCAUUAGGAAUAGUGGGCAUCAUCCUGGUCAUCUAUGGGUGUAGACAGAGCACAUUGAUAAACCCUUUGAAUGAAGUGCAAGAAAUUGAUGAUAGGCUGAUGCAAAUCACGGGUCGCAAAGUGAGAAACGGCUGCAGUGCCUAUUGUGUGAUGAUUGCCAACUUGGUAGUUUGUGCCGGUGGGCUAGUAGCAAAGUACAUUGAAUUGGAUGGCAAACCAUUUUUCCAAUUUUUCAUGACAGUCUAUCCGUGUGUCUUUUCAAACUUUUUAGUGCUGCAAUAUGUCAUGUCGCUUGAUGUUGUCAUUAAGCGCUUCAUACAGCUCCACUACGCGAUUGUCAAGGUCGAUAACGACGAUAUUAGUAACUUAAGGUCCCUAAAAAAAAGGGAACAGACGAUCAACAACGCAUCACGCCAACGGAAAAUUUUGUUUGUCAGUAACAUUCUAGAAGACCUAGAUGAUAUACGUUUAGACGUACUCUGGUUCUUUUCACCACAACUGGGAAUCGCUAUUAUCAAUAUGACUGGCAUAGCUGUUAUUGUCGGGUAUGAUAUCAACCAGAUAUGGAAAGGAAAUGCGACUCUCCAGCCAAUGGAGCUUUUUAUGUACGGACUGUGGUAUGCUACGGUUAUUCUCGUGUUUCUUGUAUUGAUAAUCUAUUAUUCGAUAGCUAAAAUAGCGGAAAAGUGGACGAGGUACAAAUUAUGGCUGAUUACAGAUUUGAGUCAGCUAGCAUUAGCUGAAGGAGCUAAGAUGGAAGAGCGUUUUACGAAUCAAGCGCAAAAAUUUUUAGAAGAUGACGGGGACUUACAAUCUUUAGAUGUUACUUUUCUGUAAUUUUGUAAAUUUUGACAAAUUUUUGCUCAAAUGUCAUGGACGCUUCAAGUGUGGUGCAUUGCUAUUGAUUAAAAGUUGAAUUUUUCAAGAAUUUGCACUGGAAAAUUGUUUGAAGUCAUCAAUCGAUCAACACUGGAGUUCACAAAAUAUUGUUGCCGGUUGCUGUUAUGUACUUAUAUAUUUGAUUGUAAUUUUAUUGAACUUUUUUGAAUUUCAUGGGAUUCGA
This is a messenger RNA of Cotesia glomerata, 1822 nucleotides long. RefSeq lists its product as uncharacterized. NCBI's taxonomy places the organism in Eukaryota, Metazoa, Arthropoda, Insecta, Hymenoptera, Braconidae. Bases 430 to 1596 code for a protein of 388 amino acids. The record is from RefSeq and is a predicted model, not a curated record. The transcript has 4 exons.